AGGACCUGGAGUUCCAUGGAGUGAUGCGUUUCUAUUUCCAAGACAGUGGACAGAAGGUGGCCACCAAAUGCAUUCGCGUAGCCUCAGACGCAACCGUUGAGGAUGUGAUAGGUACCUUGAUCGAAAAAUUCCGUCCAGACAUGAGAAUGUUGUCGGUACCUUCGUAUGCCCUUUAUGAGUUGCACGAAGGGUGUCCGGAAAGGAAAAUGGCACCGGAUGAAAAACCUUUGUUGGUGCAAUUGAACUGGCAUGUGGACGAUAGAGAAGGGAGGUUUCUGUUGAAGAAUGUCGACGACAAGAUGAUGUCUGGUUCCAUGGGUUCGAUAGACUCCAAUGCUAGCUUUAGACGCAAACUUUCGAAAAGGGAGAAAAAACAACUCAAGAAGCAGGAAAAACUCUCUAGGAUGAAAAGCGAAAACGGUGAUAUUAACGAAAAGGAUAACGUGGCAGAAAAAUUAUAUACGGAACUCCCUGAAACGUCUUUCACGCGAUCAAUCUCCAACCCAGAAGCUGUAAUGAGGAGAAGGAGACAACAAAAACUGGAGAAAAAGCUGCAGCAGUUUCGAUCAAAGGACGGUGGUCCAGACACAGGUGGUACCCUGAAGAUCUACGGCGAAGCCUUGUGCAAAGACGUACCGUACAAAACGCUGUUGUUAUCGAUUCGCGAUUGCGCGGGUGCGGUAGUUCGCGAGAUGCUGGACAAGUACGGCCUCAGCAAAACCGAUCCGUCCCAAUGGUGUUUAGUGCAAGUGACCCAGCAGCCGGGAUGUCCAGAUACUGACUACAUCCUGGAUGAUGACGAGUGUCCCCUGAGUAUACUCAUGAACUCGCAGAAUAAUGGUAAGUAA
Messenger RNA from Acanthoscelides obtectus, 848 nucleotides. The record is from the annotation of a GenBank genome assembly. NCBI's taxonomy places the organism in Eukaryota, Metazoa, Arthropoda, Insecta, Coleoptera, Chrysomelidae.